Hypanus sabinus (Atlantic stingray) is the source of this 4827-nucleotide messenger RNA. RefSeq names its product ATP-binding cassette, sub-family C (CFTR/MRP), member 8 (gene abcc8). Gene Ontology annotation, molecular function: ATP binding; ABC-type transporter activity; ATP hydrolysis activity. Gene Ontology annotation, cellular component: membrane. NCBI's taxonomy places the organism in Eukaryota, Metazoa, Chordata, Chondrichthyes, Myliobatiformes, Dasyatidae. The record is from RefSeq and is a predicted model, not a curated record. Bases 10 to 4764 code for a protein of 1584 amino acids. The transcript is spliced from 39 exons. Gene Ontology annotation, biological process: transmembrane transport; potassium ion transport.
ACUUCGACCAUGUCCUUGUCUUUUUGUGGCAACGACAACGACACGGCUGCCUACAAUGUGGACAGGGGAGUGCUCAACAACGGCUGUUUCGUGGACGCUCUGAACGUUGUCCCACAUGUGUUACUGCUCUUCAUCACCUUCCCGAUAUUAUUCAUCGGCUGGGGAAGUCAGAGCUCCAAGGUCCACAUUCAUCACAGCACGUGGCUACAUUUUCCUGGACAUAAUUUGCGAUGGAUCCUUACUUUUAUACUCUUGUUUGUACUGGUGUGUGAAAUUGCGGAGGGGAUCGUUUCGGAUGGGUUUACAGAGACACGCCAUUUGCAUCUGUAUAUGCCAGCUGGAAUGGGUUUCUUGGCUGCGAUUACAUCAAUCAUUUAUUAUCAUAACAUUGAAACAUCAAACUUUCCCAAACUAUUGCUAGCUUUACUGGUCUACUGGACACUAGCUUUCAUUACAAAAACUGUAAAAUUUGCCAAGUUUUGUGAGCAUGGGAUUGGGCUGAGCCAACUCCGAUUCUGUAUUGCAGCACUGUUGGCCGUGUUAUAUGGCAUGUUGUUGGCUGUGGAAAUCAAUGUCAUCAGAGUACGGCGAUACAUUUUCUACAAACACUCAAGAGAAGUGAAACCUCCAGAAGACCUGCAGGAUUUAGGUGUCCGAUUCUUGCAACCAUUUGUGAACCUACUCUCCAAAGGCACCUACUGGUGGAUGAACACCUUCAUAACAACGGCACAUAAAAAACCCAUUGACCUUAAAGCCAUUGGCAAGUUGCCUUUUGCCAUGAGGGCAAUAACCAAUUAUACACAUCUGAAGGAAGCAUUUGAACUACAAAAGAAGAAGGGUUCUGUUGGGCCUCAGGACUCAAAGCUUUUUUGGCGUGUGCUGCGGCAGGCUUUUGGUCGCCCAAUCAUUCUCAGCAGCACGUUCCGUAUUAUGGCUGACUUGCUGGGGUUUGCAGGCCCACUCUGUAUCUCUGGGAUUGUACAUCACCUGAGCAAUGAAAACAAAACAUUUCGUCCACAGGUCAAAAUACUGGGCGUUUACUUCAUUUCCUCACAGGAGUUCUUGGCCAAUGCUUAUGUUAUUGCAGUUCUCUUGUUUCUUGCUCUGCUUUUGCAAAGGACAUUUCUUCAAGCAUCUUACUAUGUUGCCAUAGAAACAGGAAUCAACCUACGAGGAGCAAUUCAGGCGAAGAUCUACAAUAAGAUUCUUCGUUUGUCAACUUCAAAUAUGUCCAUGGGAGAGAUGACGGUAGGACAGAUUUGCAAUCUGGUCGCCAUUGACACAAACCAGCUGAUGUGGUUUUUCUUUCUCUCUCCCAAUCUAUGGGCUAUGCCUGUGCAGAUCAUUGUAGGUGUGCUUCUUCUCUAUUACCUCCUUGGAAUUAGUGCCUUAAUUGGAGCAACAGUAAUUGCAUUGUUGGCCCCAGUCCAGUAUUUUGUAGCAACCAAAUUCUCUCAGGCCCAGAGAAGCACAUUGGAUUACUCAAGUGAGCGCUUGAGGAAAACUAAUGAAAUGCUACGAGGAAUCAAACUACUUAAACUCUAUGCUUGGGAGCAAAUCUUCCAUAAAAGUGUAGAAGAGACUCGACACAAGGAGCUCACAAGUCUCAAAUCUUUUGCUCUCUACACCUCCAUAUCUAUUUUCAUGAAUGCAGCAAUACCCAUUGCCGCAGUCCUCACAACUUUUGUAGUUCACACUCACCUCUACGAGGAUGCAGACCUCUCGCCAGCAGUGGCCUUUGCUUCACUCUCUCUUUUCCACAUUCUGGUCACACCCCUCUUCUUGCUGUCAAGUGUGGUUCGCUCUACUGUCAAAGCUUUAGUGAGUGUGCAGAAACUCAGCGAAUUCUUCUCCAGUGAAGAAAUUGGGGAGGAGCAGAACAGAGUUGUGGUGCAUUUGAACACGGAAAAUAAUAGCAAGUACCAGACCGUACCCCUUAAAGUUAUUAACCGCAAACGGCCCACCAAGGAGGGAUGGCAAAAAUACGAACCUCAGUCCAGACAGCAAAUAAGCAGCACAGAAGGAGAUGAUGUAUUUAUAAAGGUGACAAAUGGUUUCUUUACCUGGACAUCUGAUGGAGCUCCAACGCUGUCUAACAUUGAUAUCAAGAUUCCUUAUGGGCAGCUAACCAUGAUAGUUGGUCAGGUUGGAUGUGGCAAAUCUUCCCUGCUCUUGGCAAUUCUCGGAGAAAUGCAGAAAAAUUCUGGAAAUGUGUACUGGAACAGAAGUUCUGAUGCUGAAUCGACAGAAGAAGGCAGCAGUACCGAGGAGGACACAGCUGUUGAUGUUGAAGUGAGGAGAAGAGGAUCUGUGGCCUAUGCUGCACAGAAGCCAUGGUUGUUAAACACAACAGUGGAGGAGAACAUCACAUUUGGAAGUCCUUUCAACAAAAAAAGAUAUAGAGCAGUAAUUGAUGCAUGUUCACUUCAGCCAGAUAUUGACAUCCUUCCUCAGGGAGAUCAGACACAAAUUGGUGAAAGGGGAAUUAACCUAAGUGGUGGACAGCGUCAACGUAUCAGUGUAGCAAGAUCUCUGUACCAGCAGACUAAUGUGGUUUUUCUGGAUGAUCCAUUCUCAGCACUGGACGUCCAUCUAAGUGAUCACCUUAUGCAAGAUGGAAUCCUGAAGCUGCUGCAAGAAGAGAAGCGGACUGUGGUUCUGGUCACUCAUAAACUUCAGUACCUGCCCCACGCAGACUGGAUCAUAGCCAUGAAGGACGGAACUAUUCAGAGAGAGGGCACACUCAAGGAUAUUCAGAAUUCUGAUCCUGAACUCUUUGAACUUUGGAAAACACUAAUGAACAGGCAGGAUCAAGGAUUAGAAAAGGAAACUGUAGCUGAAAAUAAAACUGCACUGGAGCGGAAGAACUUGCGCAGAGCAAUGUACUCUCGGGAGGCCCUCCUCAAAACACUGCAAGAAGCUGAAGAUGAAGAGGAUAUGGCAGAAGGUGAUGAUGAGGAUAACCUUUCCUCUGUCCUGCUCCAAAGAGCAAAGAUGCCAUGGCGUGCCUGUGGCAAAUAUUUAAGCUUGGCAGGUUGCCUUUUGCUGCCCCUGCUCAUCUUCUCGCAGCUCUUCAAACACACAGUAAUGGUGGCAAUUGACUACUGGCUAGCGAAGUGGACCUCGGACGCUAUCUACGUCAAGAUUGAAGCAGAAAAAAGAAAUUGUUCUUUGGUCCAGGAUUGCCACUUCAGUCAUUCUUCCUACAUAACAGUGUUCAGCAUUCUGUGCUGCCUGGGAAUUGUCCUCUGUUUGGUUACCUCCAUCGCUGUGGAAUGGACAGGCCUCAAAGUGACCAAGGAACUGCAUAAGAGUUUACUCAACCAAGUCAUCCUCGCACCAAUGCGAUUCUUUGAGACCACUCCUCUUGGGAACAUCCUGAACCGAUUUUCUGCAGAUACCAAUAUCAUUGAUCAGCACAUUCCUGCCACCUUGGAGUGUCUCAGUCGAUCAACUCUUUUGUGUCUCUCUGCCUUGGCAGUGAUUUCGUAUGUGACUCCAAUAUUCAUCAUUGCACUUGUUCCACUUGCAGUGGCUUAUUACUUUAUCCAGAAGUACUUCAGAGUGGCAUCCAGAGACCUCCAGCAAUUGGAUGACAGCACACAAUUGCCAGUACUUUCACAUUUUUCUGAGACUGUGGAGGGUCUAAUCACAAUACGGGCCUUGAGGGAAGAAAAUCGCUUUAGGCACAAGCUGCUGGAGCUGACGGACACUAACAACAUUGCCUCCUUGUUCCUCACAGCUGCCAAUCGUUGGCUCGAAGUUCGUAUGGAAUAUAUAGGAGCAUGUGUAGUUCUCAUUGCAGCAGUUGCGUCUAUCACCAACUCACUGUACUACGGACUUGCAUCAGGACUUGUUGGUCUGGGACUGACCUAUGCCCUAAUGAUUUCAAACUACUUGAACUGGAUGGUACGCAAUCUAGCAGACAUGGAAGUACAGUUAGGUGCUGUGCAGAGAAUAAACAGCCUCCUUAAAAUUGAAACAGAAAAUUAUGAUGGACUUAUAUCACCUUCACAGAUUCCUCCCAACUGGCCAGAUGAAGGCGAGAUCAAAAUCCAGAAUCUCAGUGUUCGCUAUGACAGCACCCUAAAACCAGUGUUAAAGAAUGUGAAUGCCCACAUCAGUCCAGGACAAAAGGUUGGAAUCUGUGGACGAACAGGCAGUGGGAAAUCUUCCUUUUCUUUAGCCUUUUUCAGAAUGGUAGAUAUGUUUGAAGGGAGGAUAAUUAUUGAUGGAAUUGAUAUUUCCAAACUACCACUAAGCAUGUUACGGUCCCGACUUUCUAUCAUCCUUCAAGAUCCUGUGUUAUUCAGUGGGUCAAUACGAUUCAAUUUGGAUCCAGAGAGAAAAUGCACAGAUAGCAUUCUGUGGGAGUCCUUAGAGAUCGCACAACUCAAACAUGUGGUGAAAGCUCUACCAGGAGGUUUAGAUGCUAUAGUUACUGAAGGAGGAGAAAAUUUUAGCUUGGGCCAACGUCAGCUGUUUUGCUUAGCAAGAGCAUUUGUACGGAAAAGUAGUGUGUUGAUCAUGGAUGAAGCCACAGCCUCAAUAGACAUGGAAACAGAAAACAUUUUACAAAAAGUUGUGAUGACAGCCUUUGCAGAUCGAACAGUGGUAACCAUUGCUCAUCGUGUGCAUACCAUUUUGAAUGCAGACCUGGUGAUUGUGAUGAAGAGAGGAAUUAUCUUGGAAUAUGAUGCUCCUAGCAGACUCUUGGAACAAAGGGAUGGAACCUUUGCCUCUUUUGUACAGGCAGAUAAAUAAUACACAGCAAUAACUGCAUUUGUAAUUUCAUUUGUUCUGUAAAUAAAAUUGGCAUAUUUCUUA